AUGGGCAACAUCAAGAAAGCCAUCACAGCUCGACUGUCCCGGGAGAAGGACCGAGACAGACCCGAGUCUCAGAACGUGUCAGCCGGGGCGACUCGGCAGAGGAAACCGUCCCCGCCGGCCAGCAUCGAACUGGACGCCAUUCAGCUGAGUCCCAUCAAGAAGCACCUGAGUUUCCCCGCGGGACCCCCUCUGGUACGGACCGGCAGCACCUCCUCCAGCAAGUCUUUCGACUGCAUGACCUUCAGUCUGAACGGGGGCAGAGAGGACCAAGAGGGCGGCGCAGGAGGCUCAGACCGGGAACGGGGGCGUCCUGCAGGCUCUCACCGCCACUCCACUAUCAGCUUGCAGGAGGCCCACUUGCUCAGGCCGGAGGAGGCCCAAGACCUGCUGUCCCCGGGAGCCCCCCUCACCAAGCAGUCCCGAUCCCCCAGCUUCAACAUGCAGAUCAUAUCGCAGUGCCCCCACGCUCCCGCACGCUCUCGCACGCUCUCGCACGCUCUCGCACGCUCUCGCACGCUCUCGCACGCUCUCGCACGCUCUCGCACGCUCUCGCACGCUCCCGCACGCUCCCGCACGCGCUCGCACGCUCCCCCACGCUCCCCCAAGCUCCCGCACGCUCCCGCACGCUCCCCCACGCUCUCGCACGCUCCUACACGCUCUCCCACGCUCCGCCACGCUCCGCCACGCUCUCGCACGCUCCGCCACGCUCUUGCACGCUCUCGCACGCUCCCCCACGCUCACUUACGCUCUUGCACGCUCCUCCACGCUCCCGCACGCUCCCCCACGUUCCUCCACGCUCCCUUACGUUCCCCCACGCUCCCGCACGCUCCCGCACGCUCUCGCACGCUCCCGCACGCUCCCGCACGCUCCCGCACGCUCUCCCACGCGCUUGCACGCUCCCCCACGCUCUUGCACGCUCUUGCACGCUCCCCCACGCUCUCAUACGCUCUCAUACGCUCUCAUACGCUCCCUUACGCUCUAGCACGCUCCUCCACGCUCCCUUACGCUCUUGCACGCUCUCGCACGCUCUCACACGCUCCUCCACGCUCCUCCACGCUCUCGCACGCUCCCCCACGCUCUCGCACGGUCCCCCACGCUCCCGCACGCUCCCCAACGCUCUCAUACGCUCUCAUACGCUCCUCCACGCUCUCGCACGGUCCCCCAUGCUCCCUUACGCUCUCGCACGCUCCUCCACGUUCCUCUACGCUCUUGCACGCUCUCGCACGCUCUCGCACGCUCCCCCACGCUCUCGCACGCUCCCCCACGCUCUCGCACGCUCCCGCACGCUCCCCACGCUCUCACACGUUCCUCUACGCUCCCUUACGCUCCCCCACGCUCUCGCACGCUCCCCCACGUUCCCCCACGCUCCCCCACGCUCCUGCACGCUCCCCCACGCUCCUGCACGCUCCCCCACCGUCUCAUACGCUCUUCCACGCUCUUAUACGCUCCUCCACGCUCUCGCACGGUCCCCCACGCUCCUCCACGUUCUCGCACGCUCCCGCACGCUCCCUUACGCUCUCGCACGCUCCUCCACGCUCCCUUACGCUCUAG
Doryrhamphus excisus (bluestripe pipefish) is the source of this 1551-nucleotide messenger RNA. Lineage: Eukaryota; Metazoa; Chordata; Actinopteri; Syngnathiformes; Syngnathidae. The record is from RefSeq and is a predicted model, not a curated record.